CGAGAAGUUUGACCGGCCACUUCUCUAUUAAUAUUUAUUUGCAAUAACUACUCUAUAAUUGAACCUCUUGGUGAAUACUAAUCUCGCAUACAGAUCAGAGGAUCCUGAGCACUUCUUCUUCCAUGGCCUUUCAAUUAGAAGCUUCUACCUCUCUCUCAUUCUCUUCUUCUUCCAUUCGUAAAUGGGCUCACGAUGUAUUCUUGAGUUUUAGAGGUGAGGAUGUUCGCCAAAACUUUAUUUCUCAUCUAUACCAUGCUUUGCAUCAAAGGGGAAUCAACACUUACAUAGACAACAAUCUCGAAAGAGGAGAGGAAAUUUCGUCAGAACUUUCCAAAGCAAUUGAAGGAUCAAUGAUUUCUAUCAUUGUACUCUCUAAGAACUAUGCAGAGUCUCGAUGGUGUUUAGAUGAGCUAUUGAAGAUCCUCGAGUGUAAGGAAAUGGUAAAACAAAUUAUUUUACCCUUGUUCUACGAUGUAGAUCCGUCAGAGGUACAACAUCAAAAAGGGAGUUUUGGAGAAGCAUUCGCCAAACUUAGAAAUAAGUUGAAGGAUGAAGUAAAGGUCACAAAGUGGGAGGCAGCUUUGGAAAAAGUAGCCAAUUUGUCCGGACUCGAAUUAGGGGACAGGAAUGAAUCAGAGUUUAUUCAAGAUAUCAUUAAAUGGGUGGAUUCAGUAAUGGUAAAUCGUACAUUUCUUAAGGUUGCUAAGCAUCCAGUUGGAAUAGAGUCCCGCGUACGAGACAUUUUUCAACAAUUAAAUAUGGGAAGGAAUGAUAUUGUAUGCAUGAUAGGGAUAUUUGGAACCGGUGGAAUUGAUCAAGUGGAGAUCAAGGACUGGGGAGCCAAAGGUAGAAUGGAAGCUAGAGCUUUGACUUGGUAUCAAGCAUGGAUUUGGAACAUAAAUAGCUUGUGAUGGGUAAGUAUGGACAGACAAUGGUGAAGGGAAAUACGCUCCUGAGAGUCUGAGACACAUUUGGAAGAUUGAUGUUCUUUUCCUUCCACGGGAAGUCUGGAACUAUACAGGAUCCAUACGAAGCAAUACAUGAUUCUUUCGGAGCGAAUUAACCCGUUUUCUCUAUCAUAAAUUAAUGCCCCUAAUUUCUACGUUCUUUUGGGCCACAUUAUGCUACAUGUAAUUGUCUUGUUAGAUAUAGAGA
Molecule: messenger RNA, 1155 nt
Organism: Juglans regia (Persian walnut)
Lineage: Eukaryota; Viridiplantae; Streptophyta; Magnoliopsida; Fagales; Juglandaceae
Product: toll/interleukin-1 receptor-like protein
Exons: 4
Coding region: 123-911 (262 amino acids)
Biological process (GO): signal transduction
Source: RefSeq, a predicted model, not a curated record